Messenger RNA from Monopterus albus (swamp eel), 561 nucleotides. It is a transcript of the gene mrpl53, whose product is annotated as mitochondrial ribosomal protein L53. The record is from RefSeq and is a predicted model, not a curated record. The transcript has 3 exons. Bases 95 to 487 code for a protein of 130 amino acids. NCBI's taxonomy places the organism in Eukaryota, Metazoa, Chordata, Actinopteri, Synbranchiformes, Synbranchidae. Gene Ontology annotation, cellular component: mitochondrial large ribosomal subunit.
CCUAUCAGUAGUGAGUUAUUAUCCUCUGGUGCCCCCUAGUGGUCGACAUGGGCAGCACCACCUUCUGUCGAGGUGGAAGGUCACAACAGAAAACAUGGCGGCUUCCAGGACCGCACCUGUAGUGCUGAAGGCUGUGAAAAAAAUAGCGAUUAACUUUUGUCCAUUUGAAUCCAAUGUCAGGUCCACACGGGAGUUUCUGGCCUUGGUGGGCUCAGAGAAGGCCAGGGGCCUAUUUCAAGAAUGCGGUUUUGUCGAAACUCAGUUCACCCUUUUGCUUCUUGUACUCCUUAUACAGGAUAAGUCAAGGAUAACAAGUGAUUGUGGCUUUAUGAGUCAUCUCACUGUGUCAUUUUCUUUCUCUGAUACAGUAGAUGGAGACAGACUGGUGAUGAAGGGUGCAAAUCUGACCAGUCGGGAGAUGCUGAGUGCAUUUCAGUCACGCUGCAUAGACAAGGACCCACAGACAAAAGCUGCAAUGAAGAAGUGAUCAUUGCUUGUUGAAUAUAUCUGUAUUUAUCUGUGUAUAUUGUUGGAUCUCUGUAAUAAAAGAAUUUCAUUAAA